Messenger RNA from Nannospalax galili (Upper Galilee mountains blind mole rat), 5427 nucleotides. It is a transcript of the gene Atg7, whose product is annotated as autophagy related 7. Gene Ontology annotation, cellular component: phagophore assembly site; cytoplasm. The record is from RefSeq and is a predicted model, not a curated record. The coding region runs from base 253 to 2511 and encodes 752 amino acids. NCBI's taxonomy places the organism in Eukaryota, Metazoa, Chordata, Mammalia, Rodentia, Spalacidae. The transcript is spliced from 19 exons. Gene Ontology annotation, biological process: piecemeal microautophagy of the nucleus; autophagosome assembly; autophagy of mitochondrion. Gene Ontology annotation, molecular function: Atg8 activating enzyme activity; Atg12 activating enzyme activity.
UGCGGGGCUGGCAGGGUCGGCCUGGGCGAUGCGGCGGGACCUCAGAACCGGGGGGAUGUGAGUGGAAACUUCGGUUCGCCGAGUUUCCAGACUCAGUGCCCCGGUCCGUACUCAAGCAGGGAGAGCUGCGAGCCGGUUGUGAGACGCGGGAGCUGAAACUCGGGUUGUCCUGGCCCGGCCUUGGGUAGACGUGUACCUGGAUGAGCCUCGCUUGCUGAAACCGCUCUCCCUUGGCAGGUAAGAGCAGCAGCCAUGGGGGACCCAGGACUGUCCAAGCUGCAGUUUGCCCCCUUCAGUAGUGCCCUAGACGUUGGCUUUUGGCACGAGCUGACCCAGAAGAAGCUGAACGAGUACCGCCUGGACGAGGCGCCCAAGGACAUUAAGGGUUACUACUACAACGGUGACUCUGCCGGCCUGCCUGCCCGCUUAACACUGGAGUUCAGUGCCUUUGACACGGCUGCCCCGACACCUGCACGCUGCUGCCCUGCCAUGGGAACACUGUACAACACCAACACACUAGAGGCUUUCAAGACUGCAGACAAGAAGCUCCUUCUGGAACAAUCAGCAAACAAGAUCUGGGACUCCAUCAAGUCCGGCGCUGCUCUUGAAAACCCCGUGCUCCUCAACACAUUCCUACUCUUGACCUUUGCGGACCUAAAGAAGUACCACUUCUACUACUGGUUUUGCUGCCCUGCCCUCUGUCUUCCUGAGGGUGUCCCUCUCAUUCGAGGGCCAGUGUGCUUGGAGCAAAGGUUUUCAUCAAAACAGAUGCAGGCCCUGGAGCGUGCGUAUGAUGAUCUGUGUCAGAAAGAAGGAGUCACAGCCCUACCAUACUUCUUAAUCAAGUACGAUGACAACACAGUGCUGGUGUCCCUGCUUAAACACUACAGUGAUUUCUUUCAAGGUCAAAGGACAAAGAUAACAGUUGGUGUGUACGAUCCCUGUAACUUAGCCCAGUACCCUGGAUGGCCUUUGAGGAAUUUUUUGGUCCUAGCAGCCCACAGAUGGAGCAGCAGCUUCCAGGCUCUCGAAGUCCUUUGCUUCCGAGACCGCACCAUGCAGGGAGUGAGAGACGUGGCACACAGCAUCAUCUUUGAAGUGAAACUUCCAGAAAUGGCAUUUAGCCCAGAUUGUCCUAAAGCAGUUGGCUGGGAGAAGAGCCAGAAAGGAGGCAUGGGGCCAAGGAUGGUGAACCUCAGCGAAUGCAUGGACCCCAAAAGGCUGGCUGAGUCAUCCGUAGAUCUAAAUCUCAAACUGAUGUGUUGGAGGUUGGUCCCUACCUUGGAUCUGGACAAGGUCGUAUCUGUCAAGUGCCUGCUGCUGGGAGCCGGUACCCUGGGGUGUAAUGUGGCUAGGAUACUGAUGGGCUGGGGUGUCAGACAUGUCACAUUUGUGGACAAUGCCAAGAUCUCCUACUCCAACCCGGUGAGGCAGCCUCUGUAUGAGUUUGAAGAUUGCCUUGGGGGCGGCAAGCCCAAGGCCCUCGCUGCAGCUGAGCGGCUUCAGAAAAUAUUCCCUGGAGUGAAUGCCAGAGGGUUCAACAUGAGCAUCCCCAUGCCUGGACAUCCAGUGAACUUCUCCAGUGUCACAUUGGAGCAGGCCCGCAGAGAUGUGGAGCAGCUGGAACAGCUUAUCCAGAGUCACGACGUCAUCUUCCUGUUGAUGGACACCAGGGAGAGCCGGUGGCUUCCUGCAGUUAUUGCGGCAAGCAAGCGGAAGCUGGUCAUCAAUGCAGCCUUGGGGUUUGACACCUUUGUUGUCAUGAGACAUGGCCUGAAGAAACCCAGGCAGCAGGGAGCUGGGGACCUGUGUCCAAGCCACCCUGCAGUAUCCGCUGACCUGGGCUCCUCGCUUUUCGCCAACAUCCCUGGGUACAAGCUUGGCUGCUACUUCUGCAAUGAUGUGGUGGCCCCGGGAGAUUCAACCAGAGACCGGACAUUGGAUCAGCAGUGCACAGUAAGCCGCCCAGGCCUGGCCAUGAUCGCAGGUGCCCUGGCUGUGGAGCUGAUGGUUUCUGUCCUGCAGCAUCCAGAAGGGGGCUAUGCCAUCGCCAGCAGCAGUGAUGACCGCAUGAAUGAGCCUCCCACUUCCCUGGGGCUCGUUCCUCACCAGAUCCGGGGAUUUCUGUCACGGUUUGAUAAUGUCCUUCCUGUCAGCCUGGCAUUUGACAAAUGUACAGCCUGUUCAUCCAAAGUUCUUGAUCAAUAUGAACGGGAUGGAUUUAAUUUCCUAGCGAAGGUGUUUAAUUCCUCACAUUCCUUCUUAGAAGACUUGACUGGCCUCACAUUGCUCCAUCAAGAGACUCAAGCUGCUGAGGAAAAGGUCUCUCAGAACCGAGCAGUGACUUCACUGAGGACCAGACCACCGAACUCAAGGAGGUCUUGCAGAUGGGUGAAAGCAAAAUCCUAUACAAUCAAUGUAAGGACAAUGGUGAGGGGUAGGGCAGAACCCUACCACCACAAGGUGCCAGAGGCCCUGGAGAACCCUGGGGAAUGCGGAGCUGAAGAUUGAGCACUUCCUAUUCAUACUGCAAACCUUGGCCAAGAACAAAAACCCAGAAGACUGUGAGGAAAGGCCUUCAUAGGAGCAAAAAUCUGUCAUGUCCUUGUCACACUGGGUGAGAAGCUGACAGAGGAAGAAGUGUAGACGCUGGUGGCAGGGCAUGAGGGCACCAGUGGUUGUAUCACCUGCUCAGAGCUGGUCCGCAGGGUGCUAAAUGGCUGAAGAGGGCCCCAUAUCUCCAUCCCAUGCCUUGCCCUGAAUGAGGUUUCUGUGUGGCCCCUGAGGCUUCCUGGGCUACCUUAUCACAGUGUGUUUCCCAUCCGGUCUCUUUUGGAUGGUGUUUGUUCACCAAGCAGAUUUGCUCUCUUUGUCCUAAAAAAAAAAAAAAAAGAAAGAAAGAAAGAAAAGAAAAGGAGAAAAGGGGGAAUUUAUUUCCUCACAGAAUCAAGCCCAAGGAUUCUGGACUGGGGCAUGGUUUCUGUUAAGACUGUCUCUGUCUCAGGGCUCAUCACUGUUGCUGGCUUUUUUUCUCUCUGCAGUGGGAUCUUUUUUUUUGCUGCCACCUAACAAGGAUCAUGGACAUAGACAACUCUAAAAUCUCAUUCUUUCUGUAGCCACACCUUUUGCAGUGGCUCUUAAUACAAAGGAUGCUCAGCCAGGCUUGGAUCAUAUGACUUCUCUGGACCAAAUACAAAGGGCAAGGAAGGGCUACUCUGUUGAGUCAGCUUGAACUAGGAGGGUGGGGAGGGUUGAUUGGCAGCCUUCCCUCAGAACCAGGAGGUUGCUGUAAGCAAGGGGAACAUUUCCCAUGAGAGGAAUAGGCUGGCAUGGGUGCUGGCCACACAAGGCACAAAUCCCUCGUAAUCUGUAUGCUCUUAAUUCUACUCCCAUGCCUGACCUUGUCCCUGCUUUCCUAGGAGUGACUGAAAUUGAGAUAUUUGGUACAAACAUGUGAAAUUCCAGUCCCCAGGAUUGCCACCAAGCUGGACUUUGCUUUCUGGAUUUACUCCAUCUUUUCAUCUCACCACAGAUACCAGAAAUGAACUCUUCAUUCAGCCAGUCUCAAUGAACUCGCUGUGUGGUACAUCACCAGCUCUCAAAAAAAGAAGGACAUUUCUGAGGUUGUAGUGCGCCUUCCUAUCUCCUUAGUCCCUAGAAGUGGCACUCUAGGGUUAAGUCUUACUCCCUUUCCUCCCAGCCCCACUACAAUAUCAUGCAGCCAUCUCCCCUGGGUGGUGAAGGACAGCGCCCAGCCCUUCUGCCUCAGUGUGGACUUAGGAGCCAGAGAGCCUAAGGCCAGUGUGUGGCCUUAUCUCUUCCCAGAUGGUCACGGUCAGGGUCAGUGUAUCUACCUAUGGACCUGAGCUUUUACUCUCCUCAGCAGUCUGAAAAAAUGACUUCCCAUGCUGCAACUUGUUGAUAAACUGGGAUCUGUAAUUAGGAACAUGAGCAGCACAAUACAGGCCUCACACAAAUGAAAAGUGUGGGAUUACGGGCCCCUGUGGAGUAUUUGGUACAGAAGGAGGAGGCAGCAGGAGAAGCUGGUUGCUGUUGAACAAAUUGCUACCAGAUGUUGAUUUCAAUAAACACCAUACUUCUGUUCCCCUGCCCAAAGGUGCUAUGAAUUUCUUGAGGCAAUGGAGCCAUCAGUAAACUAAAGACACUUCCAAUAUGAUGAAGCCAUAGGGUAUCCCCUGUCCCUGGGUAAUGAUGCCUGUGAGUCUCUCUCCCCUUCCCUGAAUUGUAUACCACCAUAAGAGACUUAAAAUGUAGCAGCCAGACCCCAUGGAACCCAAGAGAAUCCUGAAACCAGGGUUCAAAAGAAGUUGUCACAAGGGCCAGGGGUGAAAGAGGGCCGUAGAAAGAGAAUGCACAGUCGGAGUAUUUGAGAGCUUGCCCUGUGGUGAGCAGGCCACCAGCAUGCUAAACAUGGGAAGGAGAUGGGCCUUAAAGUGGCAGGUAAAGAUAAAUAGUGGACAGGCCCUGAGAUGUCCCUUGAGAGAGCACAGUGUGAACUUGUGACAUGAAGGCUACCCACCGUGUCUGCCCUCACUGCCCGCUGUGAUGGCCUGACAGAUACGCGUCAGGGACUUGGCUGUGCCUUGAAGGGAGUGGCAAUGAGAGGUGCAGUCGGUUUUAAUAAGACACUGGCAAGGUCCUUAUGUGCCCUAGAAGGGAGUGAUCUUGGGUUGGUGAUUUUCCUGCCCACUCUCUUGGUUAUGGCUCUCUAGCUAAUUAAAAACAAAAAGCCAAUCAAGCACAGAAUGACUAGCCUGCCUCCAUGUAGCAGCUGUGUUUGUAGCAUAAGCCAUGUGGUUUCCUCAUCUCCUUUCCACAAUUAGAUGUGUUCCUCAUGGAGGGCAAGGUCCCUACCUUCCCUCCAUAUACCCACCUUCAGAUGGCCAGGCCCUCAGAACUGCAUGCAGGGGUCAGCUAGAAGAGAAAGUAAAGUUUCCAGGGAAGACACUCUCACUGCUAAGACCCCAUUUCCAUGUCGCAUGUCAUAAGCAUUGACAGAGCUGCCCUGGGGUGACUGAGCUCACCCAGGAUGCCUUUGGCUGUCUACUGGCAAAGCACUGCCUGGUCAUGAACGCCUGGGGACCCUGUCGCAUCAGGAUAAUCUGUCCCUCAUUAGAUGCUAUGAUGACCGACCUGAGAGUUCACCCUCUUCCACAUGAUGUACCAAGCAUGAGUUUGGGUCAUCGCAUUUAAUCUUCAUAGUCAUUUUAUUUCACAGAUGAAAUUGAGGCACAGGGUGUCCAUGUAAGAUGCCACCAUCAAAGAGCUAGUCCAUGUCAGAGCCAAGUCACUGGCUCCCUUGCCUUGGUUCUUCCCCUCUCUGUAUGGCCUCUUACCUAUUAGAUGGGUCUGCAUGUAGCUGGUUGAACUCCUUUCUUUUAAAAAAUAAAUUAUUAUUUUUAUGCG